This is a messenger RNA of Cladocopium goreaui, 2217 nucleotides long. The record is from the annotation of a GenBank genome assembly. Lineage: Eukaryota; Dinophyceae; Suessiales; Symbiodiniaceae.
AUGACCGAUCCGAUUGCCGAUAUGUUGACUCGCAUCCGCAAUGCGGUGCGCGUUGAGCUUCCCUCCGUCGACAUGCCAUUGUCGAAAGUCAAACGAGGUGUCGCCGACGUGCUCAAGCGAGAAGGCUACAUUUGGGAUUUUGAAGAAGUCGAAGCCAAGCCGGCAAACGGUUUGCGCAUCAGCCUGAAGUACGGCCCCAAUGGUGAACGCGUCAUCCGACACAUUCGCCGGGUCAGCAAGCCGGGAAGCCGUGUUUACAGCGGUGCCGAUGGGCUGCGUCCGGUGCUCAACGGCCUGGGGAUCAAGAUCCUCAGCACCAGCAGCGGCGUGAUUAGCGACCGCGAAGCGCGUCAACGAAAAGUCGGCGGAGAAGUACUAAUUGGUAAAAAACCCGUUGCCGUUCCCAGUGGUGUCAAAGUCGACAUCAGCGGCCGACGCGUGAGCAUUGAAGGCGCUAAAGGCAAGCUCGAUUUCGAGCAUCGCCCCGAGGUCGAGGUCAAGUUCGACACCGACAACAACCAGGUGGUCGUCUCUCGCGGAGCCGACAACCGCAUGUCCCGCGCACUGCACGGUCUCACUCGGGCCCUGGUGCAGAACAUGAUUGUCGGCGUCACCGACGGGUACGAAAAGCGUCUCGAGAUUGUCGGAGUUGGUUACCUGGGCACGGUCGCCGGCGACACGCUACAGCUUCGCGUCGGCUUCGCCAACGAAGUGCACAAGAAAAUCCCCCAGGGCCUGAACGUCACGUGCCCCGACCAGAACCACGUGGUGAUCAACGGUCCCGAUAAGCAACAAGUAGGUCAGUUCGCCGCCGAAGUGCGAGCCGUGCGGAAACCCGAGCCUUACAAGGGUAAGGGUAUUCGUUACGAAGGCGAGCAGGUACGCCGCAAGGCCGGUAAGGCGGCUGAUCACAAUGGCUUUAAGAAUCGCAGUGAAACCAUGAAUCACGAUCGAUACAUUUACCGACUGCGUCAACGCCGACGAUGGCGUAACACCAAGAAGGUGCGUGGUGAUGGCGAGCGUCCACGGCUGACCGUGUUCCGCAGCCACAAGCACAUCUACGCUCAGGUGAUCGACGACGAGUCGGGCAAGACGAUGGUCUCGGCCAGCACGCGGGAUAAAGAGGUGCUCUCCUCCGGGUACGGCGGAAACGCAGACGCCGCUGGGUUGGUUGGCAAAGCCGUGGCCGAACGAGCCAAGGCCGCCGGCAUCGAACAGGUGCGGUUCGAUCGCGGCUCAUACAAGUAUCACGGACGUGUGGCUGCCCUGGCAGAUGCUGCCCGCGAGGGAGUAACACGAAUCGUGGCAACAGAAUCGACUCGUGGCGAAUUGAUCGAUAAGGUCGUCAAGAUCAAGCGGUGUGCCGCGGUGGUCAAGGGCGGUCGUCGGUUUAGCUUCGCGGCCAUGGUCGUGGUCGGCAACGGCAAAGGCCGUGUCGGUUGGGGAUAUGGCAAGGCGAACGAAGUUCCCCCCAGCGUUGAGAAGGCCGUGAAAGACGGCUCUCGCAGCAUGAUCGAUGUGGCCAUCGACGAAGGUGGCACCAUCCCGCACCAGGUGAAGGGCCGCUUCGGUGCCGCCCAAGUGGUGCUGGUUCCUGCUGCUCCCGGCACGGGGGUCAUCGCCGGCUCCAGCGUUCGCGCGGUUUGCGAAGCCGCCGGCAUCCACAAUAUCCUCACCAAGAGCUUUGGCUCGAAUAACCCCGUGAGUAGAGCUGUAAUGAAUAUCGAAGACGUCCACAGCGGCAUUAAGAAGAACCGAGCCCGCAAGCGCCUCGGGCGUGGCCCCGGCUCGGGUCACGGUAAGACCAGCGGUCGUGGUCACAAGGGUGCCGGUUCGCGAGCUGGCUACAGUGCCCACGCCGUGUUCGAAGGUGGCCGCAUGCCGAUGGUUCGCCGCAUUCCCAAGCGGGGUUUCAACAAUCGCUGGGCGCGUACCAUCUUCUCGAUGAACGUCAGCGAUUUGGACAAAUUGUUCGACGAAGGUGCAGAAGUCACCCCGGAGAUCCUCCGCGAGCGCGACUUGAUGCCCAGCCGUUUCGAGCAAUUCAAGGUGCUGGGCGAUGGCGAGCUGAGCAAGAAGCUCAAGGUUUCCGCGCAUCGCUUCAGCAAGUCGGCCGCCGAAAAGAUCAAGCAGGCCGGGGGCGAAGUGAUCGAAGUGCCCGGCCCCGCUCCGGUGGUGAAGCCGAACAAGAAGUCCAAGGCUGCGAAAUCGGAAUAG